Messenger RNA from Nematolebias whitei (Rio pearlfish), 856 nucleotides. RefSeq names its product ribosomal protein L6 (gene rpl6). Gene Ontology annotation, molecular function: structural constituent of ribosome. The transcript is spliced from 7 exons. NCBI's taxonomy places the organism in Eukaryota, Metazoa, Chordata, Actinopteri, Cyprinodontiformes, Rivulidae. The record is from RefSeq and is a predicted model, not a curated record. Gene Ontology annotation, cellular component: ribosome. The coding region runs from base 40 to 819 and encodes 259 amino acids. Gene Ontology annotation, biological process: translation.
GUAACAUCCCCGGAUGUCGGUCUUUUUUUCAUAGCAAAGAUGGCAGAGGGAGACAAGAAAAAAGCUGCCAAGAAGAAGCAUGCGAGCCGGAACCCGGUUCUGGCCCGGGGCAUUGGCCGCUAUUCCCGUUCUGCUAUGUACGCCCGCCGGGCCAUGUACAAGAGGAAAACCAAGACCACCAAGACCAAGAUUGAGAAAAAGAUCACGACCAGACCCAGGGCUACUAUUGUCAAGACCGUUGGAGGUGACAAGAAUGGAGGCACCCGUGUUGUCAAGCUACGCAAGAUGCCCCGCUACUAUCCCACAGAGGAUGUUCCUCGUAAACUGAAGAGCCACGGAAUUAAGCCCUUCAGCCAGCACAAGAGGAAUCUGCGCGCCUCCAUCACACCUGGAACGGUCCUCAUUCUGCUCACUGGACGUCACCGUGGAAAGCGUGUGGUGUUCCUGAAGCAGCUCUCAACUGGGCUCUUGUUGGUCACUGGCCCUCUAACCGUGAACAGAGUCCCCCUGCGCAGGGCCCACCAGAAAUUUGUCAUUGCUACAAACACCAAAAUUGACAUCUCUGGUGUCAAAAUCCCUAAAACCCUCAACGACACUUACUUCAAGAAGAAGAAGCUGAGGAGGCCUCGUCACCAGGAGGGAGAGAUCUUUGAUACAGAGAAAGAGAAGUACCAGCUGACAGAGCAAAGGAAGGAGGACCAGAAAGCUGUUGACUCUCAGCUCCUGCCCCUCAUCAAGAAAGAACCUCAUCUGAAAGGAUACCUGCGCUCCUCCUUCUUCCUGUCAAAUGGCGUCUUUCCACACAAGCUGGUUUUCUAAAUGUUAAUAAAGAGUACCAACAUCUUAAGCCAUCAAA